UUUUCGUUAGAAUGUCCAAAAUUACUUUGUACUAUACGAUAACAAGUCCUCCAUCGCGUGGUGUUAUACUCGCUAGCAAAGCUUUGGGCGUUGAUUUGCAAUUGAAAAAUGUGGAUAUGAGCAAAGGUGAACAUUUAACACCGGAAUUUCUACAGCUCAAUCCUCAACACACUGUUCCAGUGAUUAAUGACAAUGGCGUCAUCGUUUUUGAAAGUCACGCUAUCGUCGCUUACUUGUGGGAAAAGUAUGCCAAUGAGAGUAGUCUGUACUCGUUCGACAAUUUCCAACGAGCUCGAAUCAACGCUCUUUUACAUUUUGACACCGGAUAUCUAUUCCGUCAUUUCGAUCAUUUGUACUACGAAAUUUACGAUUACGGUGCGACGGAUGUGCCACAAAAAACGGUAAAGAACUUGAAAAAAUGUUGGGCCAUCAUGGAAAACUUUUUGGCUAAUGGAAAUUUCUUGUGCGGGAAUGAGAUGUGCAUUGCCGAUAUCAGUUGCAUUGCAACGUUAACUUCAGUGGACAGUUUUUCGCCGAUAGACAGCGCCACAUAUCCGAAACUCGUUGAAUGGGUCAAAACUAUGAAGGCAUUGCCGUUCUACGAGCAUAAUAAGAAUGGUGCGGAAUUGGUACAGAAGAUAAUGUGGGAAAAGAUGGAAGCGAACAAAACAGCAGCAAAGUGAAAAUGAAUUCCGUU
Bradysia coprophila is the source of this 697-nucleotide messenger RNA. Its product is annotated as glutathione S-transferase E14-like. Gene Ontology annotation, molecular function: glutathione transferase activity. Gene Ontology annotation, biological process: glutathione metabolic process. The record is from RefSeq and is a predicted model, not a curated record. Lineage: Eukaryota; Metazoa; Arthropoda; Insecta; Diptera; Sciaridae.